GUGUGUGAGGUGUUGGUGUAGUGCGCUCCUGGAUGGUGUCUGGAAAACAGUGAUUCUCUUACCGUAUAAGAUAGUUCAUUGCCAGAUUCCGUGUUCCCCAUUGUCUAAAUUCGCGUAUUUAUUAUUAGUUUUCUUCCAAGUUGCAGUUUUUUAAAUUUAUUCAAUUGUGAAUUUCUUGGUGCAUUUAAAGUGAGGAAAAAUUGUGGGCUGAAAUCUGUUGACAUUGACUCAAGAGUUGCGUUGUAUAAGACGCUGCUAGCCUUGGCACUUGGCGGUGGUACAGGCCAAAACAUCGCGUUCAACGCCAUACUUUGCCCGAAAAAGAUUAGCGAAAAUGACUUUUGGUUCAUAACAUUUUUUUUCGAAAUCAUGCCGUGAUGGGUUGGUUCAGUCAAGGAGAAGAUCCUUCUUUCCCGCCACCUCCUCCACCUCUGGCAUGCAUUGAGCUAAUCGAGCAGCCGAUUUUCAAUGGAGAUGCUGGUCCGUCCAACCCUUUCCCUCAUACGCUGAAGUCAUCCCAACCCCAGUACGAUCUGAAUCCUUCCUCUGACAUUCUUCAGAUCCGCCCGUCCGAAUUGUCAUACACACGACCUUUACUUCAGCCCCACAACGUGCCCAGUAAGGAGCAAUAUGCAAGACCACUAGCAACCACCGAUCGCAAACUUGCUGGUAACGUGGCAAAACUAAGAUUUGCAGCGUCUCCUUGUAAUAUACCCGUCAAAGGUGCGCAUUUGUCGUAUCAGCAACAACAUUUGUCUGCUUCUCAGCCGUCGCUUAACACUUGGACCAACGAUGAUCUUCACGAUGAUCCCGAUGAUUUCUUCAGUCCUGAUUAUUUUGGCUCCCUAACUUAUAGGAAUACCCAGCUAAACGCAAGGCUUGGUUCUUACAAUGUCAAAGAUAGCAGACUGAGCUCCAAUGAUGUGGGUGACCGGGACAGAAAAAUUUAUCUAUCACCGCAAUCCCACAAUCCGCCAUCGCUUAUUCAUAACCAUCACAAAAGCACGCCGAACUUAUCUGAACUACAAGAACGUCCUAUGCCAGCACAUCCUUGGGACGCGGAGUUCUUCAAGAAAGGCUACACUCCAAUCAUCGUGCGCUAUGAUUUCGGCGCAAAGCUUGCAUCGGGCGACGGUGAUGCGCCGUUCAUCAGCGGAGGAACUUUAUCUCCAUCCAAGUCGGAGGGAUCAAUUAACAGAGCCUUCUCAGGGACUGAUAGACUAAAACAAGUCAGCAACGGAAGAAAGAAACAUAAAGAACAAAAUUCGUCGACGACCUGUAGUUCAAUACAAGUUCUGACCCCAUGCAAUCAAGGCUACUACCACCACCACAAUCAGGGGUACUCACCCUACACACCUCCGGGAUCUGAUUCGAAUGUGCCAACGGGGUCUUCAGCGUCUUCAUCCUCGUCCUACGUACCGGGAGGGACCGUCAUAAGCAAUCAAAAUUGUGUUCCUUAUUCACCUCUUGGUUCCACCACACACACACCUCCUGGAUCAGCGCCCUACACUCCCCCAGCGUCUGCACCCCACACUCCUGUACCGCCGAGUGUUGCUUCCGACGGUGUCAGAAAAGGAUCCAACCGCCGAAGACGGAUCAAUUCCAAGUACAAGUACCGGCGAGCAUCAUGCCCCCUGGCGUUCGAGAAAGGCGGAAUCUCAGCUGCGUUCUGGAGCAGCCAACAACUGCCGCGCAGUCUGUACUGCGUCUGCGGCAGUAAAACUGUCUUGGUUGCCAAGGCCAAGGAUAUUUUAAGGGCGGCCGUCUCUUGUCCUGCCGUCAAUGGCUGCCAAGGCUGGGGCGACACGGGAGGGAGUUUUAAGGGCGGCCGACGGAGCGCUGUGCUGCAAGUCUACAGCUGCUGCACGUCUGCAGAGCGCUGUGCUGCAAGUCUACAGCUGCUGCACGUCUGCAGAGCGCUGUGCUGCAAGUCUACAGCUGCUGCACGUCUGCAGAGCGCUGUGCUGCAAGUCUACAGCUGCUGCACGUCUGCAGAGCGCUGUGCUGCAAGUCUACAGCUGCUGCACGUCUGCAGAGCGCUGUGCUGCAAGUCUACUGCUGCUGCACGUCUGCAGAGCGCUGUGCUGCAAGUCUACAGCUGCUGCACGUCUGCAGAGCGCUGUCCUGCAAGUCUACAGCUGCAGCUCUGUGAGCUGAUGUACAGCAUUAACGCUGCCCCGAUGCAGGCUGCAGCCGUAAGAACUGCAUCCGCUGCUCUAUAUUCAGCUGCCUCCAUGUUUUUGUCUCAGGCUGAGACGCCAUCGCUCCAUUCCUCCAUGGUUAAAGCGAGACAAUUUUCCCAGCAUAAAUCUAGCCCUCUUCAAAUUUGGACGCAUCUGGAGCGCCAAUUUCGUAACUACGUCCAACGCCAACAACAACAACAACAACAACAACACCGCCGAGGGGACUUUUCCCUUGAACGCCGAGGGUUGGAACGUCCCCAGGGAGACGUUCCCUCGUCGCCAUCGCAGGCGUCCCCUCUUUGUUUUGAACGCGGCUGUAUUCAGGAGCCUUGUUUGCUGCCAGGGCUGGAGCUUGAGUGUCUCAG
This is a messenger RNA of Hyalella azteca, 2548 nucleotides long. RefSeq lists its product as uncharacterized. The transcript has 4 exons. The record is from RefSeq and is a predicted model, not a curated record. NCBI's taxonomy places the organism in Eukaryota, Metazoa, Arthropoda, Malacostraca, Amphipoda, Hyalellidae. The annotation marks the transcript as partial.